AUGGCCAGAAGAGGAGUCCUUUUCUCUCUCCUGUCCAUACUCAUCCUGACUGCUCUUCCACAACUUUUGAAGACUCAUGGCAUCUUCCCUCACCAUAGCUACAUCCUUGUCUGCCACCCUCAUGGGUUCAUGUCCCAUUCAUGCUUCGGCAACUUUGCCACAGAGGCCUCAGGCUUCACCAAGAUCUUUCCUGGCAUCACCCCUUAUGUGCUCAUGCUGGGAGCCUUUUUCUGGGUGCCUUUCCUCAGACACUAUGCCAUGUUGACAGGGGCCUGCUCUGUGAGCCAGUACUCCAUGGACUAUCUGUUUACCCAAAAGGGUACAGGCAACAUGCUGGUUGUGGUAGUCAGUGGCCUGGUGGAGUGCAGAUACCACACAUCUAUAGGGAAGCCCUUACCCAUGCUGUUCUUGAGGAACUGGACUGGGUUUGUAUGCAAGGCCCUGCAGCAUGGGGUAGUUCUAAUCCCUGCCCAUGCCUUUGGGGAGGUAGACCUUUACCAUCAGCACAUUUUCACUUCUGGGGGUUUAGUCAAUCACUUCCAGAAGUGGUUCCAGAGUGUGCACAUUUACCCUUGUGCUUUCAAUGAACGUGGCUUCACUGAGAACUCCUGGGGCCUUCUGCCCUAUGCCUAGCCUGUAACCACCAUUGUCGGGGAGCCUCUGCCAGUGCCCAAGAUUAAGAAGCCGAGCCAGGAAGUGGUGGACAAAUACCAUGCACCCUGUAGGGAAGCCCUGCACACUGACCAGCACAAGACCCUGUUGGGCUGCUCAGAGACCCAGGAGCUGGUGAUAGUCUGA
Myotis daubentonii (Daubenton's bat) is the source of this 798-nucleotide messenger RNA. It is a transcript of the gene AWAT2, whose product is annotated as acyl-CoA wax alcohol acyltransferase 2. The record is from RefSeq and is a predicted model, not a curated record. Gene Ontology annotation, molecular function: retinol O-fatty-acyltransferase activity. NCBI's taxonomy places the organism in Eukaryota, Metazoa, Chordata, Mammalia, Chiroptera, Vespertilionidae. Gene Ontology annotation, cellular component: endoplasmic reticulum membrane. Gene Ontology annotation, biological process: lipid metabolic process.